CUCCUUGAAGAAACUUGCACGCUGGUCCUAGCGACUUUUUAGAGUCUGACCCUUGCCAUCAUCGCCGUCCACUGUUGCUUCCUCCCUGUUGCCCAAAGCACUUGGUUCAUAGAAGCGAUUGCGACUCUGUACGGAAGCAAACACAAGGCAAGACAUAUAGCCAGCAGGUCUUCAACAGGGUCUGGCUUUAGCACGUCUGACGAGAUGCCACCCCAAGGACGAGGAUGUGAACAGUCAACGUGUCGUCCUAACGAGCCGAGAGAAUCAUAUAAGAGUAAAAUCUUAAUGAGCGGAUACCAAGAGCCUAAGAACGACUCCACAGAUAGCGUUCACAACAGCCAAUGCACUCGCCGGGACUCGAAAGCCUUAACGCAGGCAAGCAGCGAUAUCACAGAGUUGCACAUUGUCGACGACGACGGCGACGACGGCGAUAACGUCCGCGCGGCAGAUGGCGAAAUUCAGCACAUCAACUGCGGGCUGGCAAUGAACGAAGAGCUGCGAGCGUCCGUCGCCCGGCUCGAAGAAGAAAAAGCCAGGCUCGAAGAAGAAAAAGUCAUCCUGGAGCAGCUACUCGAGGAGCACAGGAUGCAGCGGCAGGGCAAGCUGCAGCGAUGCCGACUUACAGAAAACGAACUCACAUAUAAAAACACAGAAACACGAAACAUACAACACGAGUAUGUCUACAACAACAACAGUCGACGGGACUUGGCGGUUGUGUACUAUAGUAUCAUCAUUGAGGUGGCCACGGUUUUGAUGAAUCAGGAAGACGGGCAAGGUCUACCUCCAGUGAGGCAGCUUAGUCGAAUACGCGCAGAAAACUGCUGGAUGCAGAGCAAUAUCAUAAAAGGCUGAUGCCAGCAUGGGUGGCAAAAGAUGAGGUCUGCAAUGCAUAUGUUGUUGUGGACUGAGAGAA
Microdochium trichocladiopsis is the source of this 913-nucleotide messenger RNA. RefSeq lists its product as uncharacterized. Bases 205 to 852 code for a protein of 215 amino acids. The record is from RefSeq and is a predicted model, not a curated record. NCBI's taxonomy places the organism in Eukaryota, Fungi, Ascomycota, Sordariomycetes, Xylariales, Microdochiaceae. The transcript has 3 exons.